Molecule: messenger RNA, 4331 nt
Organism: Folsomia candida
Lineage: Eukaryota; Metazoa; Arthropoda; Collembola; Entomobryomorpha; Isotomidae
Product: tyrosine-protein kinase transmembrane receptor Ror
Exons: 14
Coding region: 896-4180 (1094 amino acids)
Biological process (GO): positive regulation of kinase activity; multicellular organism development; protein phosphorylation
Cellular component (GO): signaling receptor complex
Molecular function (GO): transmembrane receptor protein tyrosine kinase activity; ATP binding; protein binding
Source: RefSeq, a predicted model, not a curated record
UGGUGCGUGGACUGUGAUGGGAGAAUUGUGCAGUGGAUUUUCCUCGUUGGGGAGGAUGGAGCGAGGUUCAUGAGACCAGUUUUCGAAACCAACUUCUCCCCAGUUCAACUCCAGACGUGGAUUGAAUCAGAACCCCGUUGCGUCUCUUAUCUCGGAAAGAUUUAACAAGCCUACUUGAGAUCGGCUACUGACGUGUUUUUGGAAGGAUUUGAGUGGAUGGAUUUUUUGGAUUUUAAAAUUAGAAAACUUUAUUGGAACAGCUUGUGAAAAUUUGUACAUAGUUUUCAAUCUUGGUAGAGUUAUUUGUAAGUGACUCUUGUGCCGUUUACGAGGAAAUGUGCAAUUGUAUUAGUUUUGUUACCUUGUAGAAGGUAUUUGUAAGACGGAUUUUGUAAUUGUGAAAUAAUCAGAAAUUAUUAUACGAUUUCCAACUUCCAUGCACAAAAUGGCUUCUGUAAUUAAUAAAUACUACUAGAGGAUAAUAACUGUCAAAUAGAUCUAUGUAAUUAUUCAUGUACCAGAAUUGGACCCCAGCUUGUGUAAUUGCUGGAAUUGUGCAAAUUUUAGAUACCAAUUUUAUAGCAAGCGUGCAAAUUUAACAGUGCGAAAUACCAUACGUGGAUACUCUUGACUAUGGAAUAAGGAUUGUUAUCAAACUAUUUCUGGAAAAGUAUAGAAGAUCGACAACUGGAAUCAAAAGUUCUGAAUUUCUGACUGUAUCCAUUUAUCACGUAUUGUGUGACUAUAUACACUAAUUUGACACUUCCCCAUCCUUGAAGUACGUGCAUUCUGUGAGGAAAAACAUACUUUUUAAACAGUAAAGUGAAAGUUGCCAUUUUUACAAAUUUUCUAAACUGAUGCGUCCGCGUGGAGAAAACCGAGUCGACGACCGUAGAUGAUUUCGGUGUCUGUGAAGGGGAACAAGGUCGUGGAUCACCACGCCCUCAUCAGCACCUCCGACUUUGACCACACAGUGUGGACUGGCAAAACAUUUGACAUGUCAUCAUCUUCACAAAACAACUUGAGACAAGUCCCUGGGCACGACAUGGGGCCAUUUCACGACCCCCAUCACGCCACCACUAUCGACGAGUACGACCCCGACGAAGACGACUAUGACGAGGAAGAUGAGGGUGAGGAUGUCGAACAGGAAUUUGGCGAAUCUCAUGGGGCUGAUUUCAACCGAAAUUUAGGUACCCAGCAUGUCAUCCCCUCGUCACCUGCUCCCACGACGACGACAACAACGUCAAUUGCCACCCUCCACCCAAACCUUUCAUCAUCUUCCUCCGAGUAUGACGAAGACGCAAAUUCGCCACCUCAUUUUCUGCGCUUUCUCCGGCAGUUGUCCAACAUGACGAGAGACGCGGGGAUGGACGUCAGGAUGAACUGCGAGGCGGAAGGGGUACCUGCCCCAAGGACGAUUAAAUGGUUCAAAAACGGAGUGCUCGAGCAAUUUCGAGCGGACAGAUUUCGAAUCAGGCACACUCGCAGAAAAACUUCCCAAGGAAAAAAUUCUCCCAUUCGAAUUGUCGAGUCGACGCUGCGAAUUCGUAGUCUGGAAGUGCUAGACAAGGGAUUUUACACGUGCGAGGUGUCAGGCGGAGGUGGUUCUUCCAAAAAAAUUUCAUCUACCGCGAUCUUGAACGUUAUUCAUGACCCAGGUCUUGACUCCGGAGUCAUCCCGGAUUUUCCCAGCGCAUUCGAGUCGUUUCCUGAAAUCGGAGAGUCUGGAAACGUGCACAGAAUCGACAGUUUCCAUCGAAUAUCUGCAGCAAACACGGGAAAUGGUGGUGGUGCUUCAUCCAGUGGAAGGACUGAUGAGCAGGAUUCAUUCGUAAUGCAACCACCGAAAAAUGGCCAUGGAUUCUGUCAGCCCUACCGUGGUUCAAUAUGUCGCAAAUAUUUGGAGAAUCGCACAAUCUACGUCUCCGCAGAAAAUUCGCAAGUCAUCUUGGAGACCAAAUUAAAGGAAGCCAUAAAUCUGAUCAGACUUUCUCCUGACAUUUCCGAGCAAUGUUCCACCUUCGGAAUUCCAUCCCUUUGUCAUUACUCAUUUCCAAUGUGCACCUCAUCCCCAAAAACACAAAGUGGUCACCCACGCCGCCUCUGUCGCGAAGAAUGCGAGAUUCUCGAGGAAUCCGUAUGCAGGUCAGAGUACACACUCGCCAAGCACCACCCGCACCUGCCCCUCCCACAGUGCGCCACCCUGCCCCCCGUCGGCUCACCUGAUUGGUCGACCUGCCUCCGACUCGGCCUCCCAAACAAACAGGCAGCACUCCCCCUCGUAGACGAAAGUCAGCCCUGUUACAAAGAACGCGGGGUCGAGUAUCGGGGUCCAGUCAGUGAAGGCAUUUCCGGUCAGCGGUGUCACCCUUGGCAAAGUCAGAAAGAAGAGUACAAAUCCGCCGAUCACCCAGAAUUAAUGGGUGGACACAACUUUUGCCGAAAUCCGACCGGUGCAGAACAAGGGCCGUGGUGCUACGUGAAUCAAAACGGGUUUGGCUCUGGGCGUGUCGUGAAGGAACAUUGUCGCGUUGAGCAGUGUGGCUUCUUUGGCUAUGAUGACAAACUAUGGCUCACACUAUCUGCCGGGUUAUCCUCUCUGUUCCUGGUCCUACUUUUGUGCGUGGUGUGCUGCUGCUGUCGUCGUGGGAGACAAUCCAACAAAAAGAAGCCAUCCUCCUCACCCACCUUUCUCACAGUGUCGAACCACUCGAAUCAUCAUCCCCUCUCGGGAUCCACGCAACACUUGGAGAUGAAUCAUCUCCUAAAAAACCUGAGUGGGUCGGGCACCCGGAGCAACAAUAGCGGCGGUGGGGGCAGCAUUUUAAACGGGCUAAGCUCGGGAAUCUCCUCCUCGUACGAAAAACAUACGUACAGCCAUCUCAACGUGCCGGAAGUGGCGGUGGGAAACGUUCACCUGUUCGAGGAGCUGGGUUGCAGUGCGUAUGGAAAAGUGUACAAGGGCGAAGCUCUGCUCCGAAGUGGUGCAGGUGACAUGCCAGUCAGAACUGUGAUAAAAACGCUGAAACCAUCCGCCUCGGCCAAGACGCGGCAGGACUUUUACCGCGAGAUUGACCUGAUGGGUGACCUGCGCCACCCGAACAUUGUUUGUCUUUUGGGCGUCGUGACGCGAGAGGAGCCGCGCUGUCUCCUCUUCGAGCACAUGAGUCAGGGCGAUCUGCACGAGUUCCUCAUAAGCCAUUCCCCCCGGGCAGACCCCGCUCUGGCCCCAUUUAUCCUCCAAGCCAACGAGAUGCUCUUCAUUGCUACGCAGAUCGCGGCGGGGAUGGAGUACUUGGCGGCGCACCAUUAUGUCCACAGGGACCUCGCUGCUAGAAAUACUCUCGUGGGGGAUGGUCUCACGGUGAAAAUUUCAGAUUUCGGACUUUCGAGAGAGAUUUAUAAUUCAGAUUAUUACCGUGUUCAGUCGAAAUCAUUGGUUCCUGUCAGAUGGAUGCCACCGGAAGCUAUCAUGUACGGAAAGUUCAGCACAGAAUCGGACGUAUGGAGCUUUGGCGUUGUUCUGUGGGAGAUUUAUUCCUACAGUUUACAGCCAUACGUCGGCUUCUCUAAUCCAGAAGUGGUCGACAUCAUCCGCUCUCGUCAACUCCUUCCAUGUCCCGACCUCUGUCCUCCCCGCAUGUACUCGUUGAUGGUCGAAUGUUGGGCCGAGCUGCCACAUCGACGCCCCUCAUUUGAAGAGAUCCACUCCCGCCUCAAGCUCUGGCUCCUCCCCCUUCUCGGCCCCACCUCCACCUUCAGCCCGCACAUUAUCCCGCAAAAUUCCCGCUAUCCUUUCGUAACUCCGCCUUCCACGGCGAGCAACAAUUCCGUCAGCAGCGCUCAGUCGAGCAACGUCACUGGACCGCUGAGCAACAACACGAAUUCGACCUCUGUCUCAACCCAGUGGCCGACAGGUCAAGGGUCAACUGGACCUCUCCGUACUUUCCAAUCAUCAAACAACAAUAACAAUGGUCACUGCGUCGCAUACCAAAGUACACAGAUCGUUCACCCAACCGGAAAUGGGACAGGAUAUUCCUCUCCGUCACCACAAUAUCAAAAUGCAACGGUACACUUUCACUCUGGGACAGGGCGGAUAAGUCACAAUUUGCAUUCUCAAGGACAAAACUCUCCUUCCCCGUAUAGGGCUUUAAUGGAGUCGAAAUCUACAAAUAUUUAAAAUGUUCGUCUUUUUAUUAUAAUUAUUACAAUUCUGUAAAGUUGAAAUGUAAACGAGUUGAAUAUCCAGCUUAUUAAUUGUGAUUGAUACAAAUUAGUAACGCUUUAAUAAAUAAUCUGACACGGUCUAUGAACCGUCUUGUCUUCAUGCA